Molecule: messenger RNA, 2686 nt
Organism: Lolium rigidum
Lineage: Eukaryota; Viridiplantae; Streptophyta; Magnoliopsida; Poales; Poaceae
Product: putative pentatricopeptide repeat-containing protein At5g52630
Exons: 2
Coding region: 111-2420 (769 amino acids)
Biological process (GO): RNA modification
Molecular function (GO): zinc ion binding; protein binding; RNA binding
Source: RefSeq, a predicted model, not a curated record
AGGUCGGCUGAAAACUUAUCCGCUCCGCAGGCUAAGCUAGCUCUCGGAGUGAUGGUGGUGGCCCUCUCCCCUUCCCCCUUACACCUUUCUGAUCCACCCGCGGCCCGCCAAUGACAUCCACCCCCUUCGUCGCCGUCUCCGGCGCCGCCACUGCAAUCCCGGCCGUCGUCGCUGUGGCCUCCCGCAAGCCACUGCCGAGCUUGGUCGGCUUAGACAAGGGCAGUUCUUCCCAAAGGAGCACCCACGGGCUGGAAAAUGGCAGAUCGGAGAGUCCCCCUCGGCCUCUAGAUGCCGAGGAAGCAAUGAGCAUGCUGAAAGACGCCCAAACGGUGCAGUCAGCGAUGUACGUGCCUCUGUUGCACCACUGCAUCAAAACUGGCAGCCUCAGCACCGCCAAGGCCCUCCACGCGCACAUGGUGAAGAGUGGAACUAAUGCGGAUAUGUUUGUGGCAACAUCCCUGGUAAAUGUGUACAUGCGAUGCGGGGCGAGCCAGGAUGCGCGCAGCCUGUUCGACGAAAUGCCCGAGAAGAAUGUCGUCACGUGGACUGCACUUAUAACAGGCUACACUCUGAAUUCUGAACCGGUAUUGGCGCUGCAUGUGUUUGUUGAGAUGCUUGAGCUGGGAAGGUACCCGUCGCAUUACACGCUAGGUGGCAUGUUGAAUGCAUGCUCUGCCGCGCACAACAUUGAUGUGGGCAAGCAGGUUCAUGGCUACGCCAUCAAGUAUGAGACUGAUACGAUCACAAGCAUGGGAAAUUCACUUUGUAGAUUGUAUACCAAGUCUGGAGACUUAGAAUCUGGCAUGAAGGCCUUCAAGAGGAUCCCCGAUAAGAAUGUGAUCACAUGGACAACCAUGAUAUCUGCCUGCGCCGAAGAUGAGAACCGCAUAGAGCUUGGAUUCCGUUUGUUUCUCGACAUGCUCGAGGAAGGAGUGAUGCCAAAUGAGUAUACGUUAACGAGUGUCAUGAGCCUGUGUGGUGCAAAGCUAGAUAUGAACCUGGGCAAGCAAGUCCAAGCUUUCUGCGUUAAGAUUGGAUGUGAAGCGAAUCUUCCAGUGAAGAACUCCACAAUGUACCUCUAUCUCAGGAAGGGUGAAACGGACGAGGCUAUGCGGUUGUUUAACGAGAUGGAGGACAGCAGUAUUAUCACAUGGAACGCAAUGAUAGCGGGAUAUGCGCAAAUCAUGGACUCAGCAAAGGAUGAUCUCCAUGCUCGCUCAAGAGGGUUCCUGGCACUCAAACUUUUCCGUGAUCUCGUGAGGUCUGCGACGAAGCCAGAUUUGUUCACCUUCUCAAGUAUCCUAUCAGUCUGCAGUGCCAUGAUGGCCUUGGAGCAGGGUGAGCAAAUUCAUGCACAGACGAUAAAGACUGGCUCUUUGUCAGAUGUUGUUGUAAACAGCGCACUGGUAAACAUGUAUAGCAAGUGUGGAUGCAUCGAGUAUGCAACCAAAGCCUUUGUCGAAAUGCCGACACGGACACUUGUCACAUGGACCUCUAUGAUUUCUGGUUACUCUCAGCAUGGACGAUCGCAAGAUGCGUUGCAACUCUUUGAGGACAUGAUAUUAGCUGGCGCCAAACCAAAUGAAAUCACAUUUGUAAGCGUACUAUCAGCCUGCAGCUAUGCGGGUUUAGUCAAGGAAGCUGAGCGCUACUUCGACAUGAUGCAGAAUGUGUAUCAUAUAGAGCCUCUUGUGGACCAUUAUGGAUGCAUGGUUGACAUGUUUGUGCGGUUGGGCCGGUUGGAUGAUGCAUUUUCAUUCAUCGAAAGAACAGGUUUCGAGCCGAACGAAGCCAUCUGGUCCAGUUUGGUAGCUGGAUGUCGGAGUCAUGGGAACAUGGAACUUGCUUUCUACGCUGCUGAUAGGCUCCUUGAGCUCAAGCCAAAAGUAAUUGAAACCUAUGUAUUGCUUUUGAACAUGUACAUUUCGACAAGUAGAUGGCGGGAUGUGGCAAGAGUGCGGAAACUGAUCAAACACGAAGAUGUCGGGGUUCUUAGAGAUCGUAGCUGGAUUACAAUCAGAGACAAGGUGCAUUUCUUCAGAGCUGAGGACAGAACUCACCCUCGAGCUACCGAGCUGUAUCAACUAUUGGAGAAUUUGCUGGAAAAAGCAAAGGGCGUUGGGUAUGAACCAUACCAGAAUGCUGAGUUAUCUGUCAGCCAGGAUGAUGACAAGCCCGCUGCAGGUUCUUCACUAAAGCACCAUAGUGAGAGGUUAGCCGUUGCUCUGGGGCUGCUCGAAACUCCUCCUGGUGCGACAGUCCGUGUCACGAAGAACAUAACCAUGUGCAGGGACUGCCACAGCUCUAUUAAAUUCUUCUCAUUGCUUGCAAACAGAGAGAUUGUUGUCCGGGACAGUAAACGGCUCCACAAGUUUAAGGAUGGUCGGUGCUCAUGUGGGGAUUUUGGUGCACUCUUGUGAUGUCAGAGAUCUCACACCCACCCUACUCCAAGAACUCAAUUUUUUUGCUCUGGAAACAGGAUCAACUUACACAGGACUUGCUUGAUGCAAGGUACCAAGUUGAUCAAUAUUUUGUGACUUUUGUAGAUUUUUGUAUCAAAUCAAGUCUUGUUCAGUCGGCAUGGGUGACAUAUGAGUAUGACCAUAAACUCGAUCAGAUUUUCGAGAUAUGCUCACAUACUUUCAAAAAGUAGGAGACUGAAUAUAUGUGUAACUUGUAAAUGGUA